Castor canadensis (American beaver) is the source of this 3334-nucleotide messenger RNA. It is a transcript of the gene Slc6a15, whose product is annotated as solute carrier family 6 member 15. Gene Ontology annotation, cellular component: plasma membrane. Lineage: Eukaryota; Metazoa; Chordata; Mammalia; Rodentia; Castoridae. The record is from RefSeq and is a predicted model, not a curated record. Gene Ontology annotation, biological process: sodium ion transmembrane transport; L-leucine transport. Gene Ontology annotation, molecular function: proline:sodium symporter activity.
ACAGAUCCAGGAUCCUUAAGACUUUAUUACCUUGAAUCAAGGAUUUAUUUGAUAUUCUCUUCAGUCUUUACUUCAUACCAAGUACAUUUUUUAAAAUAAGAAUAUUUGCCAUAAGGGUGUCUUUAAAAGUAGUAUUUCUCAGACUCUCCAAUGCCUAAGAACAGCAAGGUGGUGAAAAGAGAAUUGGAUGAUGAGGUUAUUGAGUCUGUCAAAGAUCUUCUUUCCAAUGAAGACUCACCUGAGGAUGCUUUUAAGAAGAGCGAAUUAAUUGUUGAUGUCCGAGAAGAGAAAGAUACCGAUGUUGAGGAAGAAUCUGAAGUUGAAGAUGAGAGACCAGCUUGGAACAGUAAGCUACAAUACAUCCUGGCCCAAGUUGGAUUUUCUGUAGGUUUAGGGAAUGUGUGGCGAUUCCCAUACCUGUGUCAGAAGAAUGGGGGAGGUGCGUAUCUUUUACCAUAUUUAAUACUACUUCUGGUAAUAGGCAUUCCCCUUUUUUUCCUGGAACUUUCUGUGGGGCAAAGAAUUCGGCGAGGCAGCAUUGGUGUGUGGAAUUACAUAAGCCCUAAACUCGGUGGGAUUGGAUUUGCAAGUUGUGUGGUGUGCUAUUUUGUGGCUCUCUACUACAACGUCAUCAUUGGCUGGACUUUGUUUUACUUUUCUCAGUCUUUUCAGCAGCCUCUUCCUUGGGAUCAAUGUCCUUUGGUGAAAAAUGCUUCUCAUGCUUUUAUAGAACCAGAAUGUGAAAAGAGUUCGGCCACAACCUAUUACUGGUACAGAGAAGCACUGAACAUUUCCAGUUCGAUAUCUGAAAGUGGGGGCCUAAACUGGAAGAUGACUGUCUGCUUGCUAGCUGCCUGGGUCAUGGUUUGCUUAGCUAUGAUCAAAGGCAUUCAAUCUUCUGGAAAAAUCAUGUAUUUCAGUUCUCUGUUCCCAUAUGUGGUACUUAUUUGCUUCCUAAUCAGAGCACUUCUUUUAAAUGGUUCUGUUGAUGGCAUCCGCCACAUGUUCACCCCUAAGCUUGAAAUAAUGCUGGAGCCCAAGGUGUGGAGAGAAGCUGCUACCCAGGUGUUCUUUGCCUUAGGUCUGGGAUUUGGUGGUGUUAUUGCCUUCUCAAGCUACAACAAGAGGGACAACAACUGCCAUUUUGAUGCUGUGCUGGUGUCUUUCAUCAAUUUUUUCACUUCUGUCCUGGCGACAUUGGUGGUGUUUGCAGUUCUGGGCUUCAAAGCAAAUGUCGUAAAUGAAAAAUGCAUUGCACAAAAUUCAGAGAUGGUUAUAAAAUUUUUGAAAACUGGAAACAUUAGUCAAGAUAUUAUUCCCCAUCACAUUAACCUUUCAGCUGUUACUGCAGAAGAUUAUCGUUUAGUGUAUGACAUCAUUCAAAAAGUGAAAGAAGAAGAGUUUCCUGUCCUUCAUCUCAACUCCUGUCAAAUUGAAGAUGAGUUAAAUAAAGCCGUUCAGGGCACGGGUUUGGCUUUCAUCGCCUUUACAGAAGCAAUGACGCAUUUCCCUGCAUCUCCCUUCUGGUCAGUGAUGUUUUUCCUCAUGCUGGUAAAUCUAGGGCUUGGCAGCAUGUUUGGAACCAUUGAAGGGAUCAUCACGCCUAUUGUGGACACUUUCAAAGUGAGGAAGGAAAUUCUUACUGUUAUCUGCUGCCUUCUGGCAUUUUGUAUUGGUCUGAUAUUUGUGCAGCGCUCUGGAAAUUACUUCGUUACAAUGUUUGAUGAUUAUUCUGCUACAUUGCCUCUGCUAAUUUUAGUCAUUUUGGAGAAUAUUGCUGUAAGCUUUGUUUAUGGAAUAGAUAAGUUUAUGGAAGAUCUAAAAGAUAUGCUGGGUUUUGCUCCAAGCAGAUAUUACUAUUAUAUGUGGAAAUAUAUUUCUCCUCUAGUACUAUCAUCAUUGCUAAUAGCUAGCAUAGUGAACAUGGGAUUAAGUCCUCCUGGCUACAGUGCAUGGAUUGAAGAUAAGGCGUCUGAAGAAUUCCUGAGCUAUCCACCAUGGGGAAUGGUUGUCUGCAUCUCUCUGAUGGUCAUUGCAAUUCUUCCUGUCCCGAUAGUCUUCAUUGUUCGUCUUUGCAACCUCAUAGACGAUAGUUCUGGCAACUUAGCUUCAGUGACCUAUAAAAGAGGAAGGGUCCUGAAAGAGCCUGUAAACUUAGAGGGAGAUGAUGCAAGCCUCAUUCAUGGGAAGAUACCAAGUGAAAUGUCAUCUCCAAAUUUUGGUAAAAAUAUUUAUCGAAAACAGAGUGGCUCACCAACUCUGGAUACUGCUCCUAAUGGACGUUAUGGAAUAGGGUAUUUGAUGGCAGAUAUGCCAGAUAUGCCAGAGUCUGACUUGUAGUUGGGGGGAAAUCAGAGCAUUAUAUUUGGUUCAUUGUUAUCAAUGAACAUUGGCUCUACUAUGUGAAGCACUGGGCUUCACUGAUCAGACGGCAAUCUCAGGUGUUCUAUGGCUCACAUCUUAACUCCUAACAGUGUAUGUCAGUUCAACCACAGCAUUCCUUUGGAUUCUUUGGUUUACAUUUGUGCACAAAGGAUUACAACAAAGCUCACAAUGACUGAGGCCCAUGUUUGUCAGGAUUUUUUAAAGUACUUUUGGUGUAUUUUCAAGUAUUUCUAUCUCUAAAAAAAAAGCAGGUGUUACCUCAGUUUGUAAUAAUUUCUGGAUUUAAUGGUAUUGGGAAUUUAAAAAAUGAUGUACCUUAAAUUUACAAGUUAACCUUGAGGGUAACUAUCAGUAUUACAAUGAGCAGUUAUAUGAGUCAGUGCCUCUAGCACAUUUCCAUGAAUAUAUUGUGUAGAUAGCUGUACUUACUUUGGUAACAUUGAUACCUUCUUAGGCACUUAGUUGAAGAAAAUUGCAAAAUAUUUUCUUACAUAAUCCUUGUAUAGAACAAUACUAUUGAAGAAAAAGAAGGCACUAAUGUGGGGAUGAAAGUUUAGAUUCAGAGGUGACUGAGGACCAUGUGAGUGAUGGCUGUAUAUUCAGUGUGAAAUAGAUGUAUGAAAAUUAUGUAAGAGUCUAAGAGUGAGUCACUCAGCACUCUCAAGAAUUAUGCAGAUUCUGCAUUUUUCUUAUGCCCUGUGCCUAAAAAAUCUUCUUGAUAUUUAUUGUGGUUUCAAGAUUACUCAUAGUAUAUUUAUACUGUGUAUUUGCAAUGUAUAUAGAUGUACAUUAGUACUCUAAGUACUGAUUUGAAAACCCGAAGCAAGAUGGCAUAUUAUUUCAUAUAUUUGUUUUGCUUCUGUUUUUUGCAAAUAUAAAUCCUUUUUUAAGUGAUUGUUAAAAUUGUAUGGCAUUACAUUUUAAUUUACAAAUAAACAAAGUUUAAAAA